Exophiala oligosperma is the source of this 1625-nucleotide messenger RNA. RefSeq lists its product as uncharacterized. Gene Ontology annotation, molecular function: phosphatidylethanolamine binding. Bases 513 to 869 code for a protein of 118 amino acids. NCBI's taxonomy places the organism in Eukaryota, Fungi, Ascomycota, Eurotiomycetes, Chaetothyriales, Herpotrichiellaceae. Gene Ontology annotation, cellular component: fungal-type vacuole membrane; cytosol; autophagosome. The transcript is spliced from 3 exons. Gene Ontology annotation, biological process: macroautophagy; cellular response to nitrogen starvation. The record is from RefSeq and is a predicted model, not a curated record.
GCAAGCUCAAUGUAUUCUAGACGAGGCCGUGGAAAUGUCACCGUCUCUGGCGGAGUGAUUCGGCUCCAAAUAGCCAUCAAGGGCUCAAAUGAGUCAACAAAGACACACUACACAAAGACAGUCAUGACAAGUAUGCUCCUGUGACUCGACGUGACAUUUCUUGAUCCUGGUCCAGAGUCAUUCAGACAUAUUUAUAGUCAAGCCUCGUGUCCAUGCGAGGGAGAGUGGGUGAUCAGGCUGCGUAACAACACGACUUCAUCUGACCUGCGCAGAGGGCGAAGUGCAAGUGGCUGGCCAGCGAGUGAAGCGGGGCAACGCCUAAAGUGCCUGCCUGCGACGCCUCGUUCUCCGUCCCUCUCAAUCUGUCACUCAUCUCUCACUCACUCACCGACCAACCUCUCCAUUCCCACCUCAUCGAACCCUACAUCCAAUUCUCAAUCGACCACCUCCACGAGACACCACCAACCCUAGAAUCCCAUCCAGAACGAGCCAGCACUGAUAAUUUCUUCACCAUGCGUUCCAAAUUCAAGGAUGAGCACCCCUUCGAGAAGCGCAAGGCAGAAGCCGAACGCAUUCGUCAGAAAUACACCGACCGCAUCCCCGUCAUCUGCGAGAAGGUCGAAAAGUCCGACAUUGCUACCAUCGACAAGAAGAAGUACCUCGUCCCCGCCGACCUCACCGUAGGCCAGUUCGUCUACGUUAUCCGCAAGCGCAUCAAGCUCAGCCCAGAGAAAGCCAUCUUCAUCUUCGUCGAUGAGGUACUGCCUCCCACGGCCGCUCUCAUGAGUAGCAUCUACGAAGAGCACAAGGAUGAAGACGGGUUCCUGUACAUCACAUACUCGGGCGAAAACACCUUUGGUGAAUUCUGAGCGAGGAAACCACCUGAGCGAAGAUCAAUCGCGCGAGGUCGGGACCACAAGGCACGGUUGUACUCGAUCGGAUGGGCAGGCUCGUCAUGCGUUUGACCUGACGAUGGCGUUUGGACUAUACUUUUUUCCCUUUCAGCACGACCAAACAUAAAGAAAUGAGAAAUGACACCAUGGAAGAGUCUACAAGUUACACGUGGGUGGUUGAGGUGUUGGUAGCUGGUCGUGGUUGUAUGCGUGUUCUUCAUUUGCGAAAUACCCAGAUCAGUGUCUUGACAUUGUCUUCCCUUCCAACAUGUCAAUGCCCUCCCCCUUCGCCAGUGCGAUCCAAUGUACCCAGCCUAGCGUCUUGAUUUGGCAUGCAUGAGAGCAGCGGUGACAAGAUGUUUGCUGCCUAUCCUCGGGCUUCCGUCGCCAGGUCGCCUUCCCUAUACCCAGGUCCGAGGUCGAGGCAACGGCGAGAUACGUGACAUGCUUACCUCGGUGGUCCUGUUCCAUAGUCCCGAAUCCAAACAACGCCUUGUCUCAAGCAAACCAAGGUCCAUUUCGUUUGUUGUCCCCUUGGGUUCGAUAUCGUAUCUUCCAUCAGGCACCCAUGGGAUGACGUCACCUCUGAUAAUGUGACUCUCGGAGGAUGAGUGAUGAGAUCCAAGGCAUGGCCCCGUCCCUUUUGGGAUACAAACACGAACAUAUUGUUUUUGGUGAGUCUUUCGUGUAUCGCGGUUUGAGGCCAAAUCCCAAGGCGGCGCAUGAAGCGAU